Messenger RNA from Prunus persica (peach), 1995 nucleotides. RefSeq names its product L-ascorbate oxidase. Bases 623 to 1192 code for a protein of 189 amino acids. The record is from RefSeq and is a predicted model, not a curated record. Gene Ontology annotation, molecular function: oxidoreductase activity. Lineage: Eukaryota; Viridiplantae; Streptophyta; Magnoliopsida; Rosales; Rosaceae. Gene Ontology annotation, cellular component: plasmodesma. The transcript has a single exon.
GGAGCCCACCUCCAAUUGGGAGAAGCUUCCUCGAAGCUUCCUCCAAUUGGAAGCUCCCUCUUCUGUUUGCCUACAAAGAAGGGAUCACCCUUCCUAUGUAAUCGGAGUAUGGAAUAAUACAAUGGAAAAGAACGGAAACAUAGAUUGAAUGAGGAGAAAAUUCUCCCUCCUCUCUAUCUCAAUUUUCUUCUCCAAUUUCUUCAGUUUAUAACACGUUAUCAGCACGAAUAUCUCUAAAAAUACCAGCUAGGAAAUUCGAUCAAAUCCUGCAGAACCAAGUUUGCUCAUAGAUUUGUUCGAUCCCUCUUGCAAAUCAGAAACCAUGCUCCGCCUAGCUCAUCGUCACCUUGAUUCCAGGUAGAACACCUCCUUCCUUCAUUAUGGACACAGGAAGCAGCCUUGUUUGGUUCCCCUGCACCAAACGCUACAUUUGCUCUAGAUGCCAAUUCCCAAACAUCAACCCAGCAAAAAUUCCAACUUUCAAGCCCAAAUUGCAACAACCCGAGUCACCACAACUGCUCGCAAGCCUGCCCAACUUACAUAAUCCAGUACGGUUCAGGCACCACAGCUGGGAUUUUACUUUCCGAGACACUCGAUUUUCCCAAGAAAAUUGUCAGAAGUGAUGAUGGAGACACUGCUGAUCAACGGGAGGGGACAGUACAACUGCUCUCUGGCAGCGCACUAUAGCAAUUCCAGUUCAAGCCAGUGCAGUCUAAGAGGAAGCGAACAAUGCGCACCCCCUAUUCUCCAUGUGCUUCCAAACAAGAUCUAUCGGCUCAGAAUCGCCAGCACCACUGCCCUUGCUUCACUCAACUUGGCCAUUGGGAAUCACAAAAUGGUGGUGGUGGAAGCCGAUGGAAACUAUGUGCAGCCAUUUGCGGUGGAUGACUUGGACAUCUACUCAGGCGAGAGCUACUCAGUGCUCAUAACCACCGACCAAGACCCUUCCAACAACUACUGGCUCUCAGUUGGAGUGAGAGGAAGAGAACCCAAAACUCAACAAGGCCUCACAAUCCUAAACUACCACCCAAAUUCAGCAUCAAAGCUUCCAGCUUCUUCCCCUCCUGUCACUCCUCUGUGGAACGAUUACAACCACAGCAAGUCCUUCACCAACAAGAUCUUCGCCUCAAUGGGGUCCCCGAAGCCCCCGAGAAACUAUGACCGUCGGAUCACCCUCCUCAACACCCAUUGACAUCCGACCAAGCCAUGAGCAUGCACUUCUCACGUGACUGCGACUCCUGCGACGGCGACGGCGACGGCCAGUGCGAGUUCUGCUCCGUCGAGUUUCAUCUUCGCGGUAAGUACCAUUCCGACCUCCCCAUACUCCACCAGGCCCAACCCAACAACGCAGCCGCCGACGACGACAACGACUCCAGUUCCGAGCUCUUGAGCUUUCCGUCGGUGUCUCCUUGGAUUGAUUGCCGUCGUCGAAAGCUCAGGAUGAGCCUCCGGUUCGAACACGCUCAGGUCUGGCUCCGAUAAGGCCAGCGACACCACAAGGCCUGGUUCCGGUCUGGACCAUCGGCGGCGCCGGACUGAUGGGUCCCAGUGACCAAGCUCGGCCGCCUCCCCGUGGCUCCACUCAGACCUUGCUCAUGGCUGCCGACACUAGCAAUGGUGCUGCUUGGGUUCCAUGUAAUGGCAUGGAGCUGGUCAACAGGUGAAGCCCAUAGUAGUUGUCGUAAAGUGGUGGAGAUUGGAAGGUUGCAGUUUUUAUCAUGUCUCAAGUUGAUCUUGCAAGGGAAGCUGCCCUUUUGUGCAUCCUGCUGUUUUGGUGGAAACUUAUUAACAACAAGGGGAGGACGCAUUCACUUUCUGGGGUACUCCAGAAGGUGAUCUGGUCCAUGAGCGAGCUCUUUGCAAGGCUAUGUCAAAAGCUUUGAUGAUGUAGUGGAUGACUGCACCAAUCACUUCACAAAAGCAGAGAAUAUGCUGUCGACAAAGUUGGCUGGACAGCACAUGUUGCCGAGUGCCCAUGUUUACAGCCCCACACAC